Messenger RNA from Cyprinodon tularosa, 3995 nucleotides. RefSeq names its product potassium voltage-gated channel, subfamily H (eag-related), member 4a (gene kcnh4a). Gene Ontology annotation, molecular function: voltage-gated potassium channel activity. Gene Ontology annotation, cellular component: membrane. The record is from RefSeq and is a predicted model, not a curated record. Bases 449 to 3916 code for a protein of 1155 amino acids. The transcript has 16 exons. NCBI's taxonomy places the organism in Eukaryota, Metazoa, Chordata, Actinopteri, Cyprinodontiformes, Cyprinodontidae. Gene Ontology annotation, biological process: potassium ion transmembrane transport; regulation of membrane potential.
CUUUGGGGAACAUUAAUUGGGAGGAGACUAGCUUGUUUAGAGAGGAAAGAGAUCUGCACUCUGAAUGAGAUGGAGAAACGGGUUAGGCUCUCAUGGUGGGAGGGGACUCAGAGAUGGCAGGAAUCAUGCUUUGUGGAGUUAAGACUGACAGAGCGUUUGAGCAUAUGCUGUGAUGCUGUUGCAAGACUACGCUGAGCAAUGUGCAGCUGAACCUGACAAAUCCGGAUUCAGUACAGAAAGAAAAACCCUUUGGAGAACUGCAAAUAUUCUCACCUUCUGAAAAGGCAAUCUGGUUUAUCUGAGAAUCUCUUCUUUAAUUUCUCGAACAAGAAAACACUUGAAACUUUAUACACCAACAAAGGACCAAGAAGCAGCCCUUUUCUCUCGUCAUUUUCUAGGAUAAGUGACAAACUGCUGGAAGCUGAAAAUCUCAGAAGUCUGAAAGAAGAUGCCAGUGAUGAAGGGCCUCCUUGCUCCACAAAAUACAUUUUUGGAAAGCAUAGCAAACCACUUUGAUGGAACUCACAGUAAUUUUCUUCUGGGAAAUGCUCAGGGUUGCCAUGAUUACCGCAUCGUCUACUGCUCUGACGGAUUUUGUGAGUUGACCGGCUUUGUUAGGACUGAGGUGAUGCAGAAAACGUGCACCUGCAGCUUCCUCCACGGCGCUGAGACCAGUGAUAGUGUGAUGGAUCAGGUGCACAAAGCUCUGGAGGGGCAGCAGGAGUAUCAAGGAGAGGUCUGCUUUUACAGAAAAAAUGGAAAUCAGUUUUGGUGUCUCCUGGAUAUUGUCCCAAUUAAAAACGAGAAGGGGGAAGUUGUGCUGUUUCUGCUGUCCUUUAAAGAUGUCAGUGAAUCGUAUGGGAAAAGCCGUCCCUACAUCCAUGAAGAUGAGGCCACUAAAGAACACAGAAAAAACAGCCGAUCAUACUUUAUUCGAGCUCAAGAAAGGGGUAGGACUGUGCUUCACCGCCUGAAUAACGCGUUUACAAAAAGAGGCAAUGGAAAAUUGAGCAAUAGUAUGUUUGAGAAGCCCUCCCUGCCUGAGUACAAGGUGGCCUCUGUGAAGAAGUCGCGUUUCAUCCUGCUGCAUUACAGCAUCUUCAAGGCCAUGUGGGAUUGGCUGAUUCUGCUGGCGACUUUCUACGUCGCCGUCACUGUUCCUUUCAACGUCUGCUUUGUCAGUCACAAUGAGGGUGGAGAUCAUCUCUCACUUGUCACUCGCAGCACCACCUGGAGCGACAUAGUGGUGGAGAUGCUCUUCAUAGCAGAUAUUAUCCUGAAUUUUCGCACCACAUACGUGAGCCAGUCGGGUCAGGUGGUGUAUGAUGCACGAUCCAUCUACCUGCAUUACUUUACUACCUGGUUCUUUGUGGAUCUGAUUGCAGCUUUGCCAUUUGACCUUCUCUAUGCUUUUAACAUCUCAGUGACGUCACUGGUGCACCUUCUGAAGACGGUUCGUCUGCUGCGCUUGCUGCGCCUUUUGCAGAAACUAGACCGCUACUCCCAGUACAGCGCGGUGGUCCUCACAUUGCUCAUGUCUGUGUUUGCCCUGCUGGCCCACUGGAUGGCCUGCAUCUGGUAUGUCAUUGGACGUAAGGAGAUAGAAAGCAGUGAUCCUGUUACCUGGGAUAUAGGAUGGCUUCAGGAGUUGGGAAAGCGUCUGGAGACACCAUACAUCAACAGCACCAUUGGUGGACCCUCCAUUCCCAGCGCCUACGUCGCCUCCCUUUAUUUCACCCUCAGUAGCCUUACCAGCGUAGGUUUUGGCAACGUUUGUGCAAACACAGAUGCAGAGAAAAUCUUCUCCAUCUGUAUUAUGCUGAUUGGAGCCCUGAUGCAUGCAGUGGUCUUUGGCAAUGUAACAGCUAUUAUCCAGCGCAUGUACUCACGGCGUUCACUCUACCACACUCGCAUGAAGGAUCUCAAAGACUUUAACCGCGUGCAUCGACUCCCUCAGCAGCUAAAGCAGAGGAUGCUGGAGUACUUUCAAGCUACCUGGUCGGUCAACAACGGCAUAAACGCAAAUGAGCUGUUGCAUGACUUCCCAGAUGAACUGCGAGCAGAUAUUGCCAUGCAUCUGAAUAAAGACAUCCUGCAGCUGCCUGUGUUUGAGAGAGCCAGCAGAGGGUGUCUGCGCUCUCUCUCCCUGCACAUCAAGACUUCCUUCUGUGCACCGGGGGAGUACCUCAUCCGCCAUGGAGAUGCCCUGCACGCCAAUUAUUUUGUUUGUUCCGGUUCUCUUGAAGUCUUGAAAGAUGGUAUGGUCCAAGCUAUUCUGGGAAAAGGUGACCUGAUAGGGGCUGACCUGCCAGAGCAUGAUCAGGUGAUCAAGACAAAUGCAGAUGUGAAGGCUCUUACCUACUGUGACUUGCAGUACAUCAGUGUUAAGGCUUUGAGGGAGGUCCUCAGGUUGUAUCCAGAGUACGGCAGUCGCUUCAGCUCUGACAUCCACCACAACCUUACCUACAACCUGAGAGAGGGCAGUGAGCCUCAUGCAGUAAAGAGAUUUCCAAGGACUCCGAGGCAAACUCUGGCUCACCUCUCUUUGGAUAACAAAUUACCCUACGUCAUUGAGACAGAUGAUGAAGAACAAGCGGAUGACAUCAAACAUUCGUGGCGGAGCAGAGCACCUCUGCUACAAGGUUCUGGCAGUCCUGUUCAAAGUUCCCGUCUCAGUACUUUAGGGCAGGAGCUGCAACACAUCCAUCCAUUUCGAUCACCUGCUCCUCAACGCCAAGGCUGCAUCGUCUCUCCUAAGUCCUUUGACGAGUUCUCCCCAUCCCAUUCUCUCAGCCUCAAAAAAGAAUCAGGUUUAAGUCAUUGGCCGUCCAAGUUAAUGCUUCCUUCCUUGUCUUGUGCUAGUCCUUUAAACCUGAGCCCAAGAGUUGUGGAUGGAAUCGAAGACAACAGCUCCACAUUUCCUUUCAAUAUAGAGCAGGAUAAGAGGCAAACAAAUGUGUCAGAAGAAUUACAGAUGAAUGGAAACCUGCUAGCUGAGACAGAAGACAUGAAACGGAACAUGACCCAAUUAAAUAAAGAGGUAAACACCUUAAAUGAGGAAGUCUCCAAUCUGGUGAAGGAGCUCCAUGACAUAAUGCAAUUCCUGCAGUCAAAUAUGCCCAUGCUUCAUCAUGUCUCUCCUCCUGGGUCCACAAGUUCCAGCAACUGGCAGCCUCAUGUUUCUUUAGAUUCAUCUAAUGAGCUACACCUACGUCAUGAAACGAUUAGCUACCCAGAUAGAAGUGCAUGGGACUGCGGUGGAAUGCAGUCACACAGCAGAGCUCCCACUUUGCUGCAUUCUUCAAGCUCUGUGUCCGCCUUGCAUGUAUGCUGCUCUGACCGAGAUGGAACAGCUGAUAGGCUGCAGAGCCAGUAUAGUCCAUUUCAAACACCCAGAGUCACCCCCAGUUCCCCUUAUGCAACCCAUCCUCAAAACCUUGUUGGUUCGUCCCUCCUUGGCAUUAACUCAGCUUUCAGCAACUUCCCAGUGAUCUGCCAGAGCCAACAAGGUGUCUACAAUACAUCUAACCCCUCAAAAGAUAACACUAAUCCAGUAUGUUCUACAAUAAAUUGUGGUCAUUCUCAUCUUCCAAGGAAUUUUCUAACAGGCUCACAAAAUCUUGGCAGUCCCCAGACACAAAUUCAUUCUUCCACAAGUCCCAGUGGACAGCUUCUGUAUCACACAGCCUUCAGCUCUCUGACAUCCUCACCGUCCACAGAGCUUAAGAAGAGCCAGCAGAUCUCUACAAGACAAAAUGACCCAGUGGGAUCAAGCCCUGUCCGUCACUCACAGGACCACGCGUGUUCUUUGCUGUGGCAGCUUUCAGACAGAGAGUUUGGAGGCUCCAUUCACCAAGCGAGGACAGAUAAUUACGGAACAAGUGAAAAUGUAUUAGAAAAAUUACAACAUCAGUGAAAUAUGUUAUUUAUUUAUCAUAAUGUCGUGCUUGUUACAAAGUUAAAGGACUGUUCUUUUCUAAAUAAAAAGUGUAUUC